AUGAAUAGAGGCACAUCCCGCCGCCGGGCCGAUACCCGAGAGGGUGACACCCGGGACGCAGCCACGCGAGGAGCGCCGUCGGCGUCCUCGCGGAGUGGAGGCGUGGGAGAUUCUCCCGGUUCUUCGUCUUUUAGUCUGCCAAGCGCGUCGUCGGUUAGCCGACUUCUCGACCAAGCUGGUGUGUCUGAUAUCGAAGACGACCUCGUGUUCCACUUGUGGCUGGAGCAAGAAGCUGUCCUCGAGCGCGCCUUGCCCAUGCAAGACAUGCUGGCGAGCGAAGAGGCACUCGAACGUGCGUUAAUCGCUUCGAUGACAGCUGUCGGCCGCAGAGACCUCGAUCAAUUCCUUCUAAUGCUGCAGCAGCCACUGCUCCUCCUCCAUCAGAGCGGACGCUGGAGAAGCGCCGGGUUUGCCAGCGGGACACCGCGAUCUGGAGGGUGGGCGAGGCUGUGGGGUUUUGAUGGUGCCGUCCGCGUUGCGGGGGGAUCGGGACGGGCUGGGGAAGCAGAGCGCAAUGUGCCGCUCUCCGAAGCGGAGAUUUCGAGAAGCACGCGCCGAUGGACGUUCAAGCGUGCGGCCACGGACAAGAGGAAGGGUGAGAGAACUGUUCAGAGGAGCUCCGAUCGACAUGCGCUCUCGCCCGUGAACGAAGACACCUCAGGCCCGCCACGCCGCCACAACUCAGCACGAAGCUGGAGUGGGGACGUAUCUAGGUCGUCCACGCGAUCAGCCCUUAGUAAACAAGGCCCGAAGCUUCCACCGAUGCAGCCAGGCAUCGCGGCACAACCACCGGUACCUCCUGGAGCCAUCGGCAGCAGAGAAGCCUUUUCCGGAGGAACUGGAGGCGGGUAUUCGAAGGAAACAUCGGCGCCCCCACCCACGGUGUCUGGUGCAGCGCCUUCUGGAAACGGAGGCGGCCGGACAGCAGCAGGGAAGAUGACAGAGAAUGCGAAGGGCGAAGCGCGGGUAGACACUGGAGAUAGCAAUCGCUGCUGCUGCAUCUGCUUGGCUGAAUAUCAAACAGGAGACGACAUGAUGACGCUGAGGUGCAUGCACCUGUUUCACUACGACUGCGUUCAUGAUUGGCUCGUCCACAGCGGCCGCCGAACGUGCCCGCUGUGUCUCGUGGCGAUCAAGGAGGGCGAGGGAAAGGGGGAGGAAGACUUCAUAGCCACGGAACCGACGCUGGGAGACACACAGGGUGAGGGUGAUGGGGAUUGCACGGGUCUACCCCACAUGCCUGAGGCAGUGGAAGGAGGUGAACCGUACGAGCACCCAAGAGAGGAACAGGAGAUAUGA
Messenger RNA from Neospora caninum, 1299 nucleotides. Its product is annotated as putative zinc finger (C3HC4 RING finger) protein. The transcript has a single exon. The coding region runs from base 1 to 1299 and encodes 432 amino acids. The record is from RefSeq and is a predicted model, not a curated record. Lineage: Eukaryota; Apicomplexa; Conoidasida; Eucoccidiorida; Sarcocystidae.